GAUUAUUGGGUUAUUUUCUUUGAUAGAUGUCCUUUGUUUUUUUUUUUCUUGGGUAGGACUUCAAUGAUAUAUACAUGUUGAAAGAUGGUGACUUUCGUUUAUUUCUCUUUUCUGUAGAAAACAGAGUGGUGUUUUUCCCUCUUAUCUCAUGUGGGAUUCUUUUGAAGUUUAGAUUUGUGAGGGGUUUCUACAUGAAAAUCAUGUGACGUUAGAAGAUUUUCAAAUUGUGGGAUCAUCGAAAAUUUACACACUCUCUCUCUCUCUUUCUUCUUUCAUUUUCAGUGUAAUUGAUGAGAUUACAUUAUUGCAUGAGAUUACAUUAUUACAUUUUUUUGAUGGGAAACACAUGCCGAGGAUCCGGCCAACUCCAUCAGGGCUUCAGUGAGCCCGAGGAACGUUCUUCCAAACAGAGCUACGCUUCUUCAGACCAUUCCACCUCUGAUUAUUCCCGUUCCGGCUUAAAUGAUCAACAACUUGCUCCCCAAGUUAUCCCCAAAUCGACCACAAAAGAUGCCAAUUUGGUUACCACUGUCCCCCCCAAGAAAGAGAACUCCAUGAAGCGUGGCUUUGAUCACCAUGUUUGUCAUGUUCUGGGUCAUAAGACCCCCAACAUCCGUGACCUAUACACCAUCGGUCGCAAGUUAGGACAAGGUCAGUUCGGGACUACUUACUUAUGCACUGAGAUUUCGACCAGCUUCGAGUAUGCCUGCAAGUCCAUAUGCAAAAGGAAGUUGCUUUCAAAGGAGGACGUGGAGGAUGUUAGGAGGGAGAUUCAAAUAAUGCACCAUUUGGCUGGUCACAAGAAUAUUGUCACCAUCAAAGGUGCAUAUGAGGACACUUUAUAUGUGCAUAUUGUGAUGGAGCUUUGCUCUGGAGGUGAAUUGUUUGAUCGAAUCAUCGAAAGAGGGCAUUACACCGAGAGGAAGGCGGCUGCGUUGACAAAGAUCAUUGUUGGGGUUGUCGAGGCAUGCCAUUCACUCGGGGUUAUGCAUCGCGAUUUAAAGCCUGAGAAUUUCUUGUUAGUUAACAAGGAUGAUGAUUUCUCGCUCAAGGCCAUUGAUUUUGGACUAUCAGUGUUCUUUAAACCUGGCCAAAUUUUUACUGAUGUGGUUGGAAGCCCGUAUUAUGUCGCCCCAGAAGUACUCCUCAAGCAUUACGGACCGGAGGCUGAUGUAUGGACUGCAGGAGUUAUACUCUACAUAUUGCUAAGUGGCGUCCCACCAUUUUGGGCCGAAACACAACAAGGAAUAUUUGAUGCCGUGUUAAAAGGAAAUAUUGACUUCGAUUCAGACCCAUGGCCGGUAAUAUCUGAUAGCGCAAAGGACUUAAUACGGAAGAUGCUAUGCUCCCAACCUUCAGAACGGCUAACUGCUCAUGAAGUAGUAUGUCAUCCAUGGAUUUCCCAAAACGGGGUUGCCCCAGAUAGGGCACUGGAUCCUGCCGUACUUUCUCGUCUCAAGCAAUUCUCGGCAAUGAACAAACUAAAGAAGAUGGCUUUACGGGUAAUAGCUGAAAGUCUAUCCGAGGAGGAGAUUGCCGGUUUGAGAGAAAUGUUUACAGCUAUGGAUACUGAUAACAGUGGAGCAAUCACAUUUGAUGAACUCAAAGCUGGUUUACGAAGAUAUGGCUCUACCUUGAAGGAUACUGAAAUCCGAGACCUUAUGAAUGCAGCUGAUGUCGACAAUAGCGGGAGCAUCGAUUACGGGGAGUUCAUAGCUGCAACGGUUCACCUUAAUAAACUAGAGCGUGAAGAACAUCUUGUUGCGGCAUUCAAAUACUUUGAUAAGGACAACAGUGGCUACAUCACGGUCGAUGAACUUCAGCAAGCCUGUGCCGAGCAUAACAUAACAGAUGUUUUGCUGGAGGAUAUAAUCAGAGAAGUUGAUCAAGAUAAUGACGGAAGAAUCGACUACGGCGAAUUCGUAGCCAUGAUGCAAAAAGACAAUUCAGGAAUCGGAAGACGAACCAUGCGGAACAGUCUAAAUUUGAGCAUGAGAGAUCCAGUAGGUGCUCAAUAAUUUUGUCAAACUUCAUUUUAUUCCCCACCUUGAAUAUUUAUGUUUGACCCUCGCUAAAUUUUAUCAAUUUUCAUUUUAGCCCCCACAUUAAAUAUCUAAAGUUAUUGUAAUUUCUUUUG
Messenger RNA from Gossypium raimondii (Peruvian cotton), 2137 nucleotides. Its product is annotated as calcium-dependent protein kinase 26. The transcript has 7 exons. NCBI's taxonomy places the organism in Eukaryota, Viridiplantae, Streptophyta, Magnoliopsida, Malvales, Malvaceae. Gene Ontology annotation, biological process: intracellular signal transduction; protein autophosphorylation; peptidyl-serine phosphorylation. Gene Ontology annotation, molecular function: calcium-dependent protein serine/threonine kinase activity; calcium ion binding; ATP binding. The record is from RefSeq and is a predicted model, not a curated record. Gene Ontology annotation, cellular component: cytoplasm; nucleus. The coding region runs from base 291 to 2018 and encodes 575 amino acids.